UAUUUGGAGCUCUCCUUUCUCCAUGGCUACUAAAUCAAAUCACUUCUUUGCAAUUCUCAUCUUCGGGCUGCUUGUAACUCUCUCUCUCUCGAUUUCACAGGUCAAUUUGCAUCUCAUUUCCUUCGUUUCAUCUUUAAAUAAUUAUUCUUAUGCAUAUAUAUUUAUCGAAACACUAUGCUACAUAUAGCUAUUCUUUCUUGUAUUUUAAUUUCUUCUAUGUUAAUUUAAUUUUAAAUUUUUUAACAGAUUCAUUAUACUCCUAUAAGUACCUGGGUCUACGAAAAUAGUCUUGUUUUUAUAUUUUGGGUCAUUCACCAAAAUCAAUUUCUAUCUAUUUAUAAUAAGGUUUUUCCUCUAAUAAAAUUAUGACUAAUUCUCAACAAAUAAUACUUCAAUAACUAUUUUUCCAUCUUCUGUAUUUUACAAAUUUUACAUUAAAACUCAGUAACAUCCACACCAAAACUUUUUUUAUGAAUGGAGAUAGUAGUAAAAAAAAAUAAAUUAAAUUUUAAAUUUAUAUUUAAGAUUUGAAUAUUGUUGUUGAGUGUUCCAUAUAACGGUAUGAAAUAUUUUUAAACUCUUAUCUUUAUUGUGCAUAGAAUUGAAGUUCUCUUGUAUGCAUGUGUUGACCUUAUAACCUAGUGAAAGUAAUUAACGCUUUGAAGUCAAAUGUCUCAAUUCUUUAGAAUUGCUGUAUACGAAAAAUAGUUUUAUUUUUCAUUUUAAGAUGUCCACAAAAAAAAUAGUCUUAUUUAUAAAAAUGAAAAAUUAAUUUCACUUUUUCUCAUCCCUCUUUACUUUACCUACUUUUUUCUCCCCAUCUCUCUUACAUUUAUCCACUUUUUCUCCCCAUCUUUCUUAAUUUAUCAAUUUCUAAUUAAAACUCGUGUUGUCCACAAAUGAGACUCUUUUUGUGGAAAGAAGAAGAGGGAAUAAUAAUAAUUUAUCAAUGAAAAAAAGAGAAGGAAUGAAUCUUUCUUGAAAACCAUCUUUACUCAUUCAAACAUACUAUUGAACACAAGGACAACAACAAUGCAGUUGCCGAGGUUGGAGUUUGCUACGGAAGAAAUGGCAACAACCUCCUCUCGCCGGCGCAAGUGGUGAGCCUCUACAAGCGCCACAACAUCAAAAAAAUGCGCAAUCCUCGACGCCCUCCGCGGCUCCGGCAUCGAGCUCACAGUGGCCAUCACCAACCAAUUCAUCGAGCGCCUGGCAAACGAUGCCAACAACGCCAAUGCCUGGGUCCGCGACCACGUCCUCCGCUACCCCGACGUCAAUCUCAAGUCCAUCUCCGUCGGCAACGAGGUCAGCCCCGCCGACGCCGCCACGUCACGCUACGCGCGCUUCGUCUUCCCCGCGAUGUGCAACGUCUAUAGAGCCAUCUUCAGCGCCCGACGCGAUGGCCAGGUCAAGGUCUCCACCACCGUCAGCAUGAGCACCCUCAGCAAGUCGUUUCCGCCGGAGGACGGCGCUUUCCGUGACGACGUGGCGCCGUACCUGAGGCCGAUUUUGGCGUUCAUGAUGGACACCGGCGCGCCUUUCAUGGUGAAUGUGUAUCCUUACUUUGCCUAUGUCGAUAGUAAGGGGCAGAUCGAUCUCGGAUACGCGCUAUUGGAGCCGGGUCAUGGGAUUCAGAUAAACGGAGUCUAUUACGCCAAUCUUUACUAUGCGAUGGUCGAUGCUGUCUAUGCGGCGAUUGACAGGAUGGUCAAUCCUUCGCUACAUACGACCGGUGGUAUGCAUAACCGUACAUCCGAAAAGAAAGCAGGGAGUAGGGGCGGUCGGGCAGGGCCGAAAGUAGUGGUGACGGAGAUGGGACAUCCCUCAAGCGGUGGCCCAUCGGCAAACUUGGUUAAUGCGAAAACUUUUAAUGAGAAUUUGCUUGGUGUUGUGGAUAAUGGGACACCGAGACAUCCUGGGCCUAUAGAGACCUACAUAUUUGCUCUGUUUGAUGAAAAUUUGAAGCCCGGCGCCGAGACGGAGAGGAAUUUUGGGCUUUUUUAUCCAAACGGACAGUCCAAAUAUGACAUGAAUUUCAACUAGUUUUUGUUUUAUGAUGCCCAUGUGCAUGCUAUGGAGACCGUGUCCUCUUAUCAAUGUUUUCGAUCCAAAAAAGGUAGUUAGUCAUCUGAAAGUAAGUCAUGUUUUGAAGCAUAUGUAAUAUGAUCGAAGGAACAUACUACAUAUAAAUAAAUAAAUAAAUGUUAGAUAA
This is a messenger RNA of Salvia splendens (bonfire salvia), 2212 nucleotides long. Its product is annotated as glucan endo-1,3-beta-glucosidase GV-like. The coding region runs from base 1360 to 2043 and encodes 227 amino acids. Gene Ontology annotation, molecular function: hydrolase activity, hydrolyzing O-glycosyl compounds. The transcript has 2 exons. The record is from RefSeq and is a predicted model, not a curated record. Lineage: Eukaryota; Viridiplantae; Streptophyta; Magnoliopsida; Lamiales; Lamiaceae. Gene Ontology annotation, biological process: carbohydrate metabolic process.